UUGGCUUACUGUUUUCAGAAAUGAGGAAACGUCUGAUCCAAGUGUUUGGCUUCUUGAUCUCGACGCUGGGAUGGCUGUUUGUGCUGUGCACCAUGGCCAUGGACUAUUGGAGGAUCACCCAAAUAGGUGGGCAAGGAGGCUCCUUCAUCAUCAAGGUGGCCUGGUACUGGUCCAACCUGUGGAAGGACUGCUUCACCGACUCCACAGCAGUGACUAACUGCAGAGACUACCCAGUCCUCUGGUCUGUCACUGCUUAUGUCCAGGGAGUGCGGGGCCUUCUGAUGUGUGGCUUGACUCUUGGAUUCUUUGCUGCAGUGCUUUGCUUUAUUGGGAUGGAAUGCACUUAUAUAGGUGGAACGGAUAAAACCAAGGACAAAGUACUGCUUGCUGGAGCGGUGUUUCAUUUUGUUGGUGGUGUGUCAGAUAUUGCUGCCUACUGCUUAUACAUCAACAGGAUCGCCAGGACAACUUUUGCUGCCAGUUUACAACCAGGAGCCUUAUGGUAUGACAUUGGAACCCCCAUAUUCCUUGGACUGGUGGGAAGUUUUUUCAUCCUUUUGGGAGCUGUACUUUACGCUGUGACAGUCUACAAAGUAAUCUUCCCUGAAAGUAUAGUGAUAUACACUUAUGGAGGACGAACAUACAUGGUCCCUCGCUCUGGAGGCAGAACCCAGUACACAGGAUACUACAGACCGUCCAGACAGUACGGAUCUUACAUGGUCCCUCGCUCCGGAGGCAGAACCCAGUACACAGGAUACUACAGACCAUCCAGACAGUACGGAUCUUACAAAGGUUCAGGACGAUCCAGCAGCUCCAAAAUCUCAAAGCUCUCGCAGACGACACCAGAGAAAAUGUCACAAAGAGAUGCAUUUGUGUAGUGAUUAUAAAUGUGGAUAACCAAUGGUCAGUUUAGCUGGGAUGAGGGUGUGAUGUAAAUGAGGCCAUUACCUUUUUCCAUACUUUAAAGGACCUUACCAGUGAUUUUUAGCAUAAUAUCUACAAACUGUAUAUACUUCACAUUUCUGCUAGCCUUUUUGCAAAGAGAGGAGUUGUAUUUUCAUUCAUUCAUUCAUUCAUUCAUCUUCUAAACCGCUUAACCUCACAAGGGUCGCGGGGGGUUGCUGAAGCCUAUCCCAGCGCUCAUUGGGCGGAGAGUUGUAUUUUAUAACUCUAAAAUUAUUUUCCUAUCUUUUAUCAAGACAUUGGUUUCCCUUUAUCUCACUACAAUAUGGAAAUUAACUUUCAGAGACGCUGCCAUCACCGUAAUAAAGUCAUCCAUGGUAGUCUUCCUAAAAGCAGCAGCACUGUUGUUUGGAUGUCUUGAAAUUGGGCUGAGUUCAUGGGGAAACAUAUACUCUACACAGUGAAUUAUCAGUUGCAUGGUUUAUAAAUGGUAACUUUGUUAGCUCAGGAAAAAGAACAUUAUAAGUUGCGUCUCACAACCAAAAAUUUACAUGUGAAAACCAAGGGAUUUUGAUGAAAUGCUGUGAAACCUUUAGCAACCCCUCCAUCUGCAAAAUGGUUUGUUGUGAUGUAAAAAGCAGGUAAAUUGUGGUAAAUGGGCUAAACAUUCAAAAUCACUGAUAUGGUGCUUUAAGCUCUCUCUCUCUCUCUCUCUCUCUCUCUCUCUCUCUCUCUCUCUCUCUUUACUUACAGCAUGGUGACUUUGUCUGCUCAGUAAUUAAGGUUUAUCAUGAACAUGUAUCAUCUUUAAAGACUGUGGCUGGGAUACCUGUGAAUAAACACACAGUAAAUA
This is a messenger RNA of Myripristis murdjan (pinecone soldierfish), 1756 nucleotides long. RefSeq names its product claudin-10-like. Gene Ontology annotation, cellular component: membrane; bicellular tight junction. The record is from RefSeq and is a predicted model, not a curated record. Gene Ontology annotation, molecular function: structural molecule activity. Bases 21 to 878 code for a protein of 285 amino acids. The transcript is spliced from 5 exons. NCBI's taxonomy places the organism in Eukaryota, Metazoa, Chordata, Actinopteri, Holocentriformes, Holocentridae.